Suhomyces tanzawaensis NRRL Y-17324 is the source of this 598-nucleotide messenger RNA. RefSeq lists its product as uncharacterized. The transcript has a single exon. The coding region runs from base 199 to 510 and encodes 103 amino acids. The record is from RefSeq and is a predicted model, not a curated record. NCBI's taxonomy places the organism in Eukaryota, Fungi, Ascomycota, Pichiomycetes, Serinales, Debaryomycetaceae.
UGGAAUUUGUCUUCAUAUCCUCAGGGCGACUACGUAAAAUAUCUCAAAGAGUAGAAUUCGGUGUCGCCUUCCACAGUAGGGGAUUUCAAAGUAGGACGUCGUCAUGCUGGGUAUGGUAGAAAUAAUGACAUUUAGUUAUGGGACCGUAUGGGGAAAUGGAUGUCGCAAGAGAAUGUAGAUGUAUAUUAAUACAUUAAUAUGGAGAAUAUUCCACCACAACCCGUGAUUCUGCCCAGAUCGAAGUCCUCCGCAUGCUUACUUUGGCACCACGGCUGUUCCAAUCCAAAAAGCCAUUAUAUCCAAAUCAAAGAAUACAGAUUAUGGAUAAAUCGAUGCACGAUAUUAUUGCACCCAGUCAAAAUUAAUUAUUGUUCUAUUAUUCUACAGCCCACACCGGCAAUCCACUUCAAUGCUUCCCGCUCAAUUCGCACAAGCACCGACUUGAGCCACUAUUGUUACUCUCCCAACAGACUGCAAUUCCCUCUCUACCUAUUGUCUACGCGUCAUUAGUAGUGUGCGCACGUUGACAUCACGGGACGGCAAUCACGCCAAUAAACACCCCAGACUCGAUACAUCCACCACGUCCACCCCACCACCA